UCUUUGGUACCGUCGACCAGCAGCCCAACCUUGGCGCCUUCGGUCGGAAAAGCGUUUGUAGUUGGCCCCGGUUACGCGCCAAUUCCGUGGAAACUGGUGGCCAAAAUAACCAGUGGCGCCUUCAAUGAGCUUGCGGAUCUCCUAGCGGAGAACAUACGCGCCCAAGAGUCCGAGCCUCAUACUUAUUUGGAUGGUAAACUACUUGUUGCCCCUGCCAAAAAAAGGGUGGUAGAGAUAACCGAUAUUCUCACAUGGAUUCAGGCCUUUACCAUUUACCAGUGGAUCUUCUGCAGUACUUACCCUUCUCGCUGGCAGGAGACUACCCAGUAUAAGUUAUUGAUCCUCCAGACGGCUUCUCAGUCUCCUGGAGCAGCUUGGUUGAACUACGACACGGCAUUCAGGAAGGAUGCUGCAGCCUCUCUUCUAGCAGAUUGGUCUAAGAUGAACCUGGAUCUAUACAACUUCCACACUCUGCGUCCGGCACCGUUACCGGUCAAUCAGCACCUCACUCGACUUCCCUACCCCAUACCUCAGCCUCAUCGAACGUCCCACCCGAGCGUUCCUUCGACCCCAUUCAGUAUUGUCGAUCUUGGAACGAUGGUGCCUGUCGCUGGUCUCUGGGUCAAUGUUGCUACCGUCAUGCUUGCGAACGAUGUGAUGGUCAACACCCCCUUACCAACUGCCCCUUUCGAGCCUACAGGGGUCUCAGCGUUCCCGAUCCCUCACUCCAUCCGGGGGAAAAUGCCAUCGGUGUUAACAACCAGGUUGCCUUGCAGGUGGCAGCCUCCUCUUGUGUAAAUAGUGUUAAUAGUUCGUUGACUGUUCCUCGUUCCACGUUUGCGCUCAUUGGUGUUGAUUCCCAGCAGAAGAUUCGACUGCCCCGAAAUUUUUGUGCUUUCAAUGAUUCCUGCCCGUCUGCAUCGGCUCCCUCGUUGCAUCAGCCGCUGCUUCUCUCCUAUAAAGUUUCCCCCAUAAGAGUGGACAAAUUACGCCAGGAAGUGCUCACACAUCCAGAUCAGUCUUUUGUAACCUAUGUCUUGGAUGGUCUUCAGAAUGGGUUUCGUGUUGGUUUCAACCCUGCUUCGGUCUCCUUAAAAUCGGCCUCACAGAAUAUGCCCUCUGCUAGUCUUCAGCCCUUGGUUAUUGACGACUACUUUUACACGGAGUUAGCUAAGGGUCGCAUUUCUGGCCCCUUCUCUUCCCCUCCGUUACCUCACCUUCACAUCAGCCGUUUUGGAGUCAUCCCCAAAAAACACCAGCCAGGCAAAUGGCGCUUGAUUCUCGAUCUCUCUAGUCCCGAUGGUCACAGCGUAAAUGACGGCAUUAGAAAAGACCCUUUCACGGUUCAAUAUAUGAAAGUAGACGAUAUUAUUGAUGGGAUCAUGUCGCUCGGUCGUGGCACCUUACUUGCAAAGUUUGAUGUGGAAAGUGCCUAUCGCAUUAUUCCCAUCCACCCUAAUGAUCGUUAUCUUCUCGGCAUGCAGUGGCAAGGCAAUUACUUUGUGGACAUAGCCUUACCUUUUGGUUUGCGUUCAGCGCCUUACAUUUUCUCUUCAGUUGCGGACCUGGUAGAAUGGGUGCUCAAAAAACAGUAUGACGUGAGGUUUCUCCUUCACUAUCUGGACGAUUUUCAGAGCCUGGGUCCUCCUAAUUCUCAGACGUGCCAACGGACACCUGUAUCCAGCAAUUUCAGGAUUGAAGGAUUCCCCUUCACUCCGACAAGCUGGAGGGCCCUUCCACUCUCCUGACCGUUCUAGGCAUAGAACUCGACUCUCUCCUAUUGAAGGCGCGCCUCCCACAAGGAAAAUUUGAUUGUAUCCGUACACUCCUGGUCUCUUGGUCACUUAAACGCCAUUGCACACGGAAGGAGCUGGAGUCUUUAACUGGCAAUCUUCAACAUGCGUGCAAAGUCGUCCCAUCUGGUCGCACUUUUCUCCGCCGCAUGAUCAAUGUGCCCUCAGCUUUUCGCAGAGAUGACCAUCCUAUAAGGCUUAAUAGAGAAUUUCAUUUGGAUUUGUCAUGGUGGCUCGAAUUCUUCCAGUCAUGGAAUGGGUACAGUUUUCUGUUGUCUCCUCGUUGGGCUCCCAUUCCCGAUCUCCAUGUCUCCUCUGACGCUGCUGGCUCUGUUGGAUACCGGGCUAUUUUAGGUAGAGACUGGUUCGUGGGGAGAUGGUCUCCGUGAAAGCUGCCCUUAUCCAUUGCCUACAAAGAACUUUUUCCGAUUGUUCUGGCAGCUUCCCUGUGGGGUCAUCAGUGGUCUGAAAAGCGGGUGGAAUUUUGUUCUGACAAUACAGCAAUGGUCGAGGUUUUGUGGUCCGGUACAUCACGAGAUUCGAACUUGAUGGUGCUGCUUCGUCACCUCUCCCUGUUGGCGGCCCGGCACACCUUUGUGUUUACUGCUCGUCACGUUCCUGGGAAAUCAAAUGCCAUAGCUAACGCCAUUUCUCGUUUUGAAUUUCAACGGUUCCAUCAGCUAGCUCCUUAUGCGUCUCCUACAGCAACGUCGGUACCUCCUUGGGUCUUGGACCAGCUGCCUGUGGUUUAGACCAAAAGUGCCAAUUUUAUCUCUCCAACGGUCUGGCCCCUUCAACUCGACGGGUGUAUCGUUCAGCACAAUGUCAGUUCAUCGAUUUCUGUACGUUAAAUGGCUAUGUCAGUUCAAAUGGUUCGUUACUGCCCACUAGUGAACAAACCUUGCUGCGUUUUUGUUCCCACCUAGCGGAUCGUUUACAUCACUCUUCAAUAAAGGUUUAUCUCUCGGCGGUACGGUCCUUGCACAUCGAUCAGGGUUUCCCCGAUCCCUUG
This is a messenger RNA of Porites lobata, 2805 nucleotides long. The record is from the annotation of a GenBank genome assembly. Lineage: Eukaryota; Metazoa; Cnidaria; Anthozoa; Scleractinia; Poritidae.